AUGUCGGACCUCGAGAUAUACAACAAGAUGCGGCUUAAGAAGCCCGAUCUCUCGCAGCCUCAGCCCUCGCUCCCUGAGUACUUCGGCACCUACGCCGAGGACGUCGAGAACUACUGCGAGAUGGUGAGGCAUCGUCACCCGGAGGUGGAUGACCCCAUGAGCGCGGAGGUCGACGAGGAGUCGUUGGUCCUGUCGUCCGGAGGGUUGCCGCAUGGCCGUCUCGCCAUGCUGAACAAGGCCGUCAAGCAUACCCUCACCACGACCUUCACGCGUCUCAAGGCGGGACUCACCAAGGACAGCCCCCCUCUCCCGCCUCGUCGCCGGGCUCGGCAACAACCCGCAUACGACCCUGACUUCGAGGCGGCCUACGUGGCCGCUCAUCAAGAAUAUCAGGUGGCCUUCAACCAGCACCAGCAGCAGUUCAUGGAGUACAUGGCAUAUAUACAUGUAAGUUCCAACCUUUGUUUUCGCAAAUGAUGACAAGUCCCACUUUCCCCUAGUUUGAUGCUUCAUUUCUGCAAAG
Messenger RNA from Lolium perenne, 523 nucleotides. The record is from RefSeq and is a predicted model, not a curated record. NCBI's taxonomy places the organism in Eukaryota, Viridiplantae, Streptophyta, Magnoliopsida, Poales, Poaceae.